AUGGCAGUGUUGGACGAGGUCCCUCUUGUCACCGCACGUAUUCGAGUCGCCAGGGAGCUCGCCACAGAAUACGAUCCCCUUGAUGACGAAAAGACCGUGGUUAAUCUUGACAAAGAAGGCAUCAAGAUCCCCAGAAGAGUGUGCUACAUCGAAUCCAAGUCAGGCGCAGAGUUUACCAUCGAAAUCACGAUUUCUGAUAAGUAUCAACCUCCAAAUUCCCACGAUUCCUUCAUUGCCAAAGUCUACAUCGACGGCCAGUGGAGGAGGAGCAAGAUUUUAGACGUACCCCUCUCUAGUAGUAGGGAAAUGGCCAUCAUCAUCUCAUCUGGAAGAGUUUCACCAGAAACAAGGGUGGAAGCACCAAUGCUGGGCAAGUUUGUCUUUGCUCCUAUUAAUACAAUCACCGAUCCCACAAGCGCCGAUAGGCUCAAAGAGGACCUCAAACGUGCGGAAACCUUGGGAACAAUCCGGCUGUGUCUUUUCACAGGUCGACGUGAAGGGAAAUUGCCCCGGAAGCAUCCUUCCUGCUAUCCCAUCAGCCGAGAGGUAGAAGUAGCGGAAAAGGCGCUGAAAGGCAAGGCAAUAAGCCAUACAACCACACUGGCUGAAACAACCGAGAAGCCCCGUUCGCACAAAGCAGUCACUACUGACAAACGUCUGAUGGGAGAAAUCUUCUUUCGUUAUCGAUCCUACCAAGCACUCCAACAUGAGAUAAUUAUUCCACGCACACCAUCACCUGAGCCCUCAGCUACAACUAGCAUCGAUGCAAGUACCCUUUCUCUCCUCGCCGACAGUGACAUUCGCCGUCUCGCUCUGGAAAGACUUCGUGACACUCAGAUCAAGAAUGAGUCCUCUCAUGUCAAGAGGGAGGCAGAGGAAGUCUCCCAAUCGCUCCGACGAUGGAAGUUUGUGAGACUGGAUGAUGGGAAAGAGGCUGUCGACCUGACAGAUGAUUGA
Molecule: messenger RNA, 957 nt
Organism: Fusarium fujikuroi IMI 58289
Lineage: Eukaryota; Fungi; Ascomycota; Sordariomycetes; Hypocreales; Nectriaceae
Exons: 5
Coding region: 1-957 (318 amino acids)
Source: RefSeq, a predicted model, not a curated record